This is a messenger RNA of Podarcis lilfordi (Lilford's wall lizard), 5129 nucleotides long. The record is from the annotation of a GenBank genome assembly. NCBI's taxonomy places the organism in Eukaryota, Metazoa, Chordata, Lepidosauria, Squamata, Lacertidae.
AUGAAGGCUGCACUGUAUCUGUACGCAUGUCAAACGCCCUACAAAUCUGCACCACUGCCAAUGAUUCUCUUCAGUGAUUUACUGUGGUAUGGUGAAAAGUUGCCAGAUCCAUACAGCGGCGGUUGCCCUGGAUGGCUGUCUUACUAUGUGGUCACAGCCCGAGAGGUACCGUUACAGUAGCAUUAGCCCCCCAGUAUCUUUCCUGGUGCUCUUGCUGCUUCUUACACCACGUACACAAAAUCUAGGGGCACUUCCUCAGAAGCAGUUUCGUGCUGCUUUAUCUUUCAAGUCCUAAGGUUGCUGACGGAAUAUCCUACUGGAAAUCUGUAGUGGUCAAGGUAUGGGAAAGCAGGCAGGCAGGUAUUCUGGCGACUGCAGUCUUCCAGCAGGGAAAGAAAAAACUACCCAGUGCCUAACAGCCCCCCCCCCCAAAAAUACCCAACCCUGAAGUGCUUUUGGGGAACCCAUGAAGCUAACUUCCAAGCAAAUACGCUUUUAUUACAUGGAGACUGAAGACGUAGCAAGAGACAAGCCUUGAUGUAACCAGGAGCCUUGCGCUCGUUACCUAUCUAUGUGUCAGCCCAAAAUCACUUCCCGGUUCCAUGCAAAUCACCGCCGCUUCCAUAUUUAAUGCCAUAAAGGUGGCUGCGAGGGAGAAAACCCACCCUUGGCACUGCUAAGGCGGUUAAAGGACACGAAGGAGGGACCCAUCUGUAUUAGGAGAUGGUUCUUAUGGCGGGAAGAGAGGGGCAGCAGCCAUCGCUUCCCUUCCCUGCGGUCCUAUUUGGGCGCAAUGAAUAAGCCCCCGGCUGCAUCAUUCGAACGUGGGGUCUGCGCACCAGGGAGCCGGCAAGGGGGUGGUGUUCCACCCGCGCAGACACGGGUCUUUCUCUUUCCUUUCCCCCUAACGUGUGAAGCCUCCCUUUGGGCCAGGCCGCAGGAUGGACCCUCUCCCUCCCUCCCACCCACCCACUCCACGAGGCGGCGCCUCAGCCACUACCUCCCGGUGCCAAAAAAGGGACGCUACGUACCGAGGGCCUGUGUUGCCGGAAACGGCAAGGGCUCGGCGGCUGCUUUAACUUCUCUCCUCCUUAAAGAGACAGGGCGCCCUUUAAGAGGCCCGAGCCGACCGGCGCGUCUCUCUGUCGCUCUCCUGUCCCCUCCCUUUAAAGAGAAAGCGAGCAGCGCCUCCAGUUGGCACCGGGCGCCUUAUAAAGGCCAGCAGAUUUGUAGCGGCAGGUGAGAUUAGGGGUGCGGAAGCUUGUGCCGCAAUAAAUGUAACCGUUAACCUUCCAAGCUGCAGCUCUGCCUUUUGCAGAGCUGCUUGUAAAGGACAAGCUGCAAUCCUAUGCAUGCUCCCUUGGGAGUAAGCUCCAAGGGCUGCCUGCCUGCAGGUUCUUGAACUGGUUACUCAUUCAAACAGCCUCUUUCCCUCCUUCUCGCACCAUGAUUUCAAGAACCCCGUUCUCUGCUCCGAUGGGCAGCGCAGCACCGCCUUCACACGACCCUCCUUAAUGAUCUCGCUAGGAAGAUUUCAGCCCCUGAAGGCGGAACAAACUGUUACAUCUUCCCUUAAAGUGAAGAAGAAACACUCCCUCCAAAAGAGAUGUGUGGGAACUGAGCAGGGCGACGCCGAUAAACAGGUUUGUUUUCUUCCCGGCAGCUCCUUCGUCUUUCACAAACAGGUUUGUUUUCUUCCCGGCAGCUCCUUUCGUCUUUCUCUGUUGUUCAGAGACGCAAUAGACCAAACUCUACCUGUUGCUUAAUCUUUAUGCUUGUUGGAUUGCCCAGCUGUUAAAAGUAAACAGAAGUCCUCCGCUGCCACACAGCCUCAAGCAUUCUGCUUUCAUAUGUGAAAUAGGAGCAGUCAGUGGCGUAGCGUGGGGGGUGCAGGGGGGGCCCGGCCGCACCGGGUGCAACAUCUGGGGGGGGGGCGCGCUCGCACUCGCAGCUCUCUGCCCCUACCUGGCUCACUCUCUCACUGCAGUGCUGGCUGUGCGAAUCCGAUCCGAGCCGCUGGGUCGCCGCCCACUGUGGAGGGGGUGGGUGCCAGGCGUGCGGUGCAGAGAGAGAGCGAGGGACUAUCUGGGGGAGGGACAGUGCAGCGGCCGCCCAGCGCAGCGCUGAGCGCGGGAGAGAACCACACCAGACCAGACCAGGCAGCAGCAAGAAGAAGCUGGCAGCGGCGGCAGGUUAGGGGUUAGGGGGCGCAAAUUACUUGCCUUGCCCCGGGUUAGGGGGCACAAAUUACUUGCCUUGCCCCGGGUGCUGACAACCCACGCUACGCCACUGGGAGCAGUGGCUGUUGUGAGAGCAAGUGCAGCAGCGUACAUGCACAAUACAAAUAGCAACAGGACAUUAAAGGGAGAUGGGAAUUAUCCAUACAGCUGAUAUGCACAAAGGCCACACUUACUUUUUAAAAGAUGUCAAGUGGUGGUGGGGAGGUCAGGAAUUCUGAUUUAAAAACAAACAAAAAAUUUAAUUCCUGUUCAUAUUCCUCAGUUCAAACAAAUUAGAUCAUUCUAAAAAGUGAUCCUGGUUCUGAAUCCUCCAGCAGUAAUAAUUGGUGCACCGAAAUACUAUUGGAACAAGUACAAACCCUACAGCACAGGAGAAGGGAUACACCCUUGAUUCCUGGAAACUGCAAAUUAUUUAUUCUGAUUAACAUUUCAGUUACCGUAACCUUUAGAAUGGCAGUUGGCAGUUGGUGAGCCAAUAGCAGAAGUCUUGCAUAUGCAUGUUCAAAAGCUAAGCUACUUCAUCUACUUUCCCCCUCUUUCCCCCUUUCUCUACUUUGCACAACACAGCAGUCUCUCAUUCUGGCAAGAUGUUCAAAAUCAGGACAUUGGUGCAAAAGUUCUGGAUUCUCUUUGAAGUGUGCUUCUUUACGGCUGUUGGUAAAAUCUGCUUGAUCUUAUUCCCAGCUACCGCGAAGAGAUAUAUUUUGAAACAAGGGGGAAAGAGCAGCAUGGCAAGAAACCCCAAUUUCGACUAUGAAAACUGGGGUCCAACUUUCUUCAGUUUCCAGUACUUACUCUUCGUCUUGAAAGUCAGAUGGCAAAGGCUAGAAGACGAAGUGUCUCAAGGCUGUCCUGCUCCCAACACCCCUCUAGUAGAUUUUAGAGGGGAAAUACGUCACAUACUGGACUUCAUGCAUGGUAAGUUGAAUAUUUUUAAAGGUCUCCUGGUAUUUAUGAACACAAACUGCCGUUUGGCAACUCAUUUCAAAACAUGGUUUCUGAUUCUGUACUGUUAGCUUAUCGUGAACCAUGGUUUGACAAUUUAGACACCACAUUAAACAAUAAUUAAGUGGGUGGGUGUGCAGCCUGAAUUGAACCAGAACAUAUUUAGAAAAUUGGGGAAGGUUACAAAAGGCACAAAACAACUCAGGCCAGAUAUAACUAUCUGGAAUUAACUGUGAACAAAUUGGGUGGUGAAAUGGCAAGGUCAUGUGCAUAUUAAUGACUUGAGAAGAACUUCAGUAAGUAAGCAGCAGAUCUCAGACUCUCUUCUCCCUGGUCAGAUCCAGACCAUACAUUCAAAGCACAUAACUUCCCUCAAAGAAUUAUGGGGACUGGUAAGGGUGUAAGGAAUUGUAGUUCUGGCAAGAGGGAGAAGAGAAAAUGACAGUUUCCGGUAUCCAUGUGCUUUGAAAAUGCAUUGAAUUUCUUUUAAGUACAUGAUGUGGGUCUAGAAAAGAGACAGUGAUUACUAAAGCUCCAGGUUGCCCAAAUGUACUGUCAGGACAAAGAACAAACACAAAACACACUUUGCUCUCUCUUACAACAUACUCUUCAAUCAUUAAGCUGCACUUUAUAAGUAACUGCAAAGUCUUUAAAAUGCACAGAAAAGUCAAAGCAUGCAUAUGCGCAUUCUCAAAACUUACACUGUAUGGUCUGUGCGUUCUUGGUUGUUGAGUAUGACUGAGGCAAAAUGUGUUUUGGAAUAAGAACCAAAGAAAGAUAUUUCAUAGACUGUCAUGAAAGGGUGAUACUGUUAUGUACAGUGGUACCUCGGGUUAAGUAUUUAAUUCAUUCCGGAGGUCCGUUCUUAACCUGAAACUUUUCUUAACCUGAAGCACCACUUUAGCCUAUGGGGCCUCCCGCUGCCACCGCGCCUCCGGAGCAUGAUUUCUGUUCUCAUCCUGAAGCAAAGUUCUUAACCCGAGGUACUAUUUCUGGGUUAGCAGAGUCUGUAACCUGAAGCGUAUGUAACCUGAAGCAUAUGUAACCCGAGGUACCACUGUACUGAAGUUCUCACCCUGGGCCAGCAGGGGGAUACUAUAGAUAGUUUUCACUCAGGUCCAUAUAUGCAAAUAAGGAAUUGAAAGUGACGGUCAGUGAUUGGAUAGUUACAGAAAGUUGUUACUGUUGCGUUGUAGUGGAGCUCUACAUAAGCAGGCUGGCUGAACCCUUCAGUUCAGUUCUGUUCUGGGCUGUGAAUAAACAAGAGCUGUUUGAAGAAUCACUGUGUCGUCUGAUAUGUUCACCCACAACUUAACAGAUACCAUGAAGAUCAUAAUGGCUAGCUAAGUCAGCAGAGCAUGAAACACUUAAUCUCAGGGUCAUGGGUUCAAGCCUCACAUUGGUGAAAAGAUUCCUGCAUUUCUGGGGCUGGACUAGAUGACCCUUGUGGUCCUUUCCAACUCUUCAGUUAUAUGAUUCUAUGAGGUUGUAGGUGGCCCAUUUGAGAUGCAGGAUAAAUGGAAGCACCCUUAGCAUACUGGAAAAUGUAUGUGUGGAAUCCGGCAUAGAGCUAAGGCAAUUGUUCCAUCUCCUUCUCGUCCCCUUCCCCCAUUAAAUGCAUUCUAUGAGUUUCCCUAACCCAAUGGAACAGAUUUGAGGAGGCUGCAGGGUGUGCACAGAGGAGCAGAGGAAGUCCCAUUGUGCAAGCAGAAAUCCUUGCUGUAAUGGGAUACAUUAGUAGAAUGCCAUCCUGCUUGUCUCCCAAGGUUUGAGUUCCCAUAGGAUCAAAUGUUAGAUGUCCUGCAUACAAGGAAUGUGGAAGAAUUAUUGACUGGUACUUUUUAAGGAAAACACUAUAAUUCUAGUUUCAUUACACUUUGAAGACUGCUUAUGUCUGUUGCAGGAACGAGGCCUUUGGUCUUGGCAUUUGGAAGCUGUACCUGA